Messenger RNA from Schistocerca americana (American grasshopper), 3846 nucleotides. Its product is annotated as F-box/LRR-repeat protein 16-like. The record is from RefSeq and is a predicted model, not a curated record. Gene Ontology annotation, molecular function: protein binding. Gene Ontology annotation, cellular component: SCF ubiquitin ligase complex. The transcript has 7 exons. The coding region runs from base 1 to 1389 and encodes 462 amino acids. Lineage: Eukaryota; Metazoa; Arthropoda; Insecta; Orthoptera; Acrididae. Gene Ontology annotation, biological process: SCF-dependent proteasomal ubiquitin-dependent protein catabolic process.
AUGCGCGCCAGUCCGUGCUCCGUAAACAAGGCGAUUGUCGCGCUGUGGAAACCAGGCCGCGCCGCCCCGGGCACACGCGUGCCUGACCGGGCCGGCGCGACGCGGUCACCGUGUCGGCGCGUGUCCCGUCCUGGCCUGUGGGUCGGCCGCGCUGGCUUCCGCGACCACGUGCCCACCGGUGACGUCACGGUUUCGCCAUUCACCGACCCGCGACCAGAGCACCGGCCGCUGCCCGCACGAGCAAGGCCGCUGCGCAAGCAGUGCCAGCCACAAAGGAACCAACCACCACGAGCUGGCUGCAGGCAGCCUGUGUGCAGCCGGUGGCGCGACGUGCUGUACCGGUCUGCGCGCUACUGGAGCGGCCUGGUGCCGGUGCUGCGGUGCCGCGAGCUGCGCGCCGCGCUGCCGGGCGAGCGGGCGCGGCUGUACGCGUCGCUGCUGCGGCGCGGCUUCCACUCGCUGGCGCUGCUCGGCGCCGCCGACGAGGACGCGCUCGACCUGGUGCACGCCUUCCCCGCCGCCAGCAAGCACGUGCACUCGCUCAGCCUGCGCUGCUGCAGCAUCAGCGACCGCGGCCUCGAGGCGCUGCUCGACCACCUGCAGGCGCUGUUCGAGCUGGAGCUGGCGGGCUGCAACGAGGUGACGGAGGCGGGCCUGUGGGCGUGCCUGACGCCGCGCAUCGUCUCGCUGACGCUGUCCGACUGCAUCAACGUGGCCGACGAGGCGGUGGGCGCCGUGGCGCAGCUGCUGCCCUCGCUGUACGAGUUCUCGCUGCAGGCCUACCACGUCACCGACGCCGCGCUCGGCUACUUCUCGCCCAAGCAGAGCGGCUCGCUCUCCAUCCUGCGCCUGCACAGCUGUUGGGAGCUCACCAACCACGGCAUCGUCAACAUCGUGCACUCGCUGCCUAACCUGACGGUGCUGAGCCUGUCGGGCUGCAGCAAGAUCACGGACGACGGGGUGGAGCUAAUCGCCGAGAACCUGGGCAAGCUGCGCUCGCUCGACCUGUCGUGGUGCCCGCGCAUCACGGACGCCGCUCUCGAGUACAUCGCCUGCGACCUCAACCAGCUGGAGGAGCUCACGCUAGACCGGUGCGUGCACAUCACGGACAUCGGCGUCGGCUACGUGUCCACGAUGCUGUCGCUGUCGGCACUGUUCCUGCGCUGGUGCUCACAGCUGCGGGACUUCGGCCUGCAGCACCUGUGCGGCAUGCGCAACCUGCAGGUGCUCUCUCUGGCAGGUUGUCCACUGCUUACGUCCAGUGGUCUGUCCAGUCUCAUACAGCUACGGCACUUACAAGAACUUGAAUUAACCAACUGUCCAGGAGCAUCCAAGGAAUUGUUUGAAUAUCUCAGAGAACACUUACCUCAUUGUUUAGUAAUAGAAUAAUGAAGGUAAUUUAUUUUUAAAACUGUUCCUGACAUCAGGCAGAAGAAUUAGUGAUUGAAAUUACUUGAACCCAACAGAAAUUCACAGAAGAUAUAUAACAAAUGUGCCUGUGCAGUGGUUUCAUUUCAGAGUAUGAUUCAAAGGCAUACUGAGUAAAUGUGCUGUUCAGGAGCAGUAUUUUGAAGUAAAUAGUGUGUUUAAACAUUGCCAUCAUUCCAACCCAGCUUGCAAAAAUUCAGUCCUUUAUAAUAAAAGCUUACAUAAGGGGGCUUUUAAUAUUAACUCCUCAUCUCACAAAGACUGAAAUUUGUUUUAGUGACUGACAUGUUGAUUCAUAUUUGUAAGCUGUUAAAUGCACUGCAAUCCCUCUAAGUAGAACUACAGACUGACACUCCCCAAUAGAAUUAUAAUGAUGCUGAUAAAUAAAAACCAAAUGUUGCAGAAUGCUACAAAAUUUAGUGAUUACAUUCAGUGUAGGAGCAAUAUAAAGUAUUCAUUAAGAAAGCUCGCUGCUACACAUUUGAGAAAAAGUGCAAUAAUUUCCAGAUGGCUAUAGGAAUCUACAAACUAUUUUUAACAAGAUUAGUUACAUUAAUUUUACAACUAAAUAGUUUGGUAGUAUUAUGGCAAUACCUAGUAACAUGCCAACAAUUCACAGGAAACUGGUAAUGGUUAAUUUUUCCUACGGUUUCCAAAGUAAACAAAAUAUAUCACUGGUUCAAUAUUGAAACCUGUACACAGAGAGAGGAAAACAUGGAAUUUCACCUUAGUCUUGAACUGUAAUUGCACCAAAACAUAGCAAGAUUUCUAAAGCAAUAGCUUUGAAUCACAAGAGCCAGUAAUUUAAAUAAUGCAUUCCACAACAUUGCCAAGUUAAUUGUAUACUGGUGUAAUAAAAAUGCUCUUAUUUUGACUGAUGUUGCAACAUGAUUUGUGUUGUCCUUUACAGUUGCUCAACUUUCUUCCAUAGUGCUCAUAAGUUCACGUUAGCAAUAUUAAAAUAUUCUGUGAAUACAAAAUACUGUAUCAAGAGAUUUGCUGACAAAUAGAACCAGAAGUGAAAGUUCCACAAAUAAUUACCACAGUUAACAAAUCCUCAUUUUUAUGGAUCAUGAACCAGACCCUUUAUAAGCUAAUUAUUAACUAUUUGCAGUUGCAAGCAACAGUAACAUUAAGAUUUCCUGUUCUAAAUAAAAUCGAUUCACUCAUGCCUCGUCCUGUACAUACGUAUUGAGCUGCACAAUGCAAACCUUUUUUUCUAUUUGCCUUUUGAAAUUAUAAUAGUUGUGGAUGUCUUGCUACAUUUUUUGACACCAAUGGGAUAAGUUAUUAAUACUUAAUGUAUAAAUGUUUCUAAAUGAAAUAUUUUUUAUGAAUCUGGAGACUCUGCAACAAAGUAAUAUACUACUGACAUCCAUAAAUAUCUCCUGUAGUGAUGCAUAAGGUACAGGUAUCAGAACUGAUUAGCAUGGGAGCUCAACAUAAAAGUCUAAUUAAAUUUGUCCUUAUUCCAGAUAACCUAUUCGCUGAUAUAGGCGAUAGGAACAAAGUAUUUUAUGAUGUUAAAACUCCAUUGGUUUCUAUAAUGCAUAUUGCUUUUUCAGUUUAAAGUUUCCCUUUCCUAAUAAUGCACCUUAAUUCUCCAUUACCCUAAUAAUCAGAAAUAAAUGAUAUAGGGCCAAUUCAAUGACAGUAUGAUACCUGUCUCUUGGCCACAAGAGGAAACAAAAAUAUGUAAAAAGUGCUCAUCUGAAAAGUGUAAAUAGUAAUCUUAUAACUUUUUACUUCAAGUCUGUGAUGUGCACCUGUAACUGCAAUAAUGUCACACAAAAUCAUACCAUUCUAAGAAAUGUUGUAUACUUCAUGAAUUUUAUGAGAACUAUUUUCAUAAAAAAGCUGUGUGCUGUUUGAGAUUUAAAUUUCUGGUUAUUGUAAAUAUAUACACAAAUUAAAAAAGUGAUAUCACAAUGUUCUUCUCCCUCCUCCCUGUUUAUCUCCUUACAGUGUGAAAUGGUUGAUGAGUUUUAGUUAGCCAGUAUUACAGCUUGACAUACCACCAGUGCAAUGCUGUUACCAAGAACAUGCCCUUUAACCAAAUGAAACUUGGAAAGAGAUUACACAUGGUUCCUUAAUUUUAGGUUUACAGGACAAUGGUAAAUAUAAUCAGGCUGAGACAAAUACCAGUAUUAAUUUUUGUGUAGAAAUGCCAGCAACUAAUAACAAUAAAAGAGUACAUGCCUUCAAAAUAUAAUGUAAGUUUAUUUGUUUUUAUCACACAUAGUACAACAUGUAAAUAUUGUAAAUUUCUUACUGGUAAUGCAUGAUAGCAAAUGUGACGAGGCGCCAAUUAAGUAAUUGUAAUUUUCUUUGUUUUUAAUUUUUAUGUGAUGUUGUUAUUAAAGAAUAAUAAAGAUAUUUAAAGAAUACUUGAAUAAUAAAUUUAUUGCUUACAACAGA